This is a messenger RNA of Camponotus floridanus (Florida carpenter ant), 1031 nucleotides long. RefSeq lists its product as uncharacterized. The coding region runs from base 36 to 395 and encodes 119 amino acids. The record is from RefSeq and is a predicted model, not a curated record. The transcript is spliced from 3 exons. NCBI's taxonomy places the organism in Eukaryota, Metazoa, Arthropoda, Insecta, Hymenoptera, Formicidae.
CCCCAUCUAUUGAUCGGUCACUGGCUCCGCUCAACAUGGCACUAGGGGUGGCGUUCGUGCUCAGCUUGAUCCUCGUCAUCGGCCACCUCCAGGAAGGACCAGGAUCCCUCGCCAAGACCUUCACAUUUCCCGAGUAUCAAUACAAGGAAACCACCAAGAAUGAGCUUCUCUUUAGACAAUUUGAGCAGACUUGCGAGGAGAGCGGAGCCUGCAAAAUGCAAUCGCAGCAUAGGAGCGGUGAUGUUGCGAAAACACGAUGCAUCCGGGAAUGCGUGUCGCCGUCUUGUUACAAGGAGAUUUAUUUAUUCGAUCAAUUGGAGGAAGGUGAGAUUGACGUGAGAUUAAAUUCCUUCAAAGGUUGUUUCAUGCAGCGAAACGGUCGACCGCGAAAGUAAGAAGAAGAAACUCAUGAAAAGAGACGCAAGUAGAAAAAAACUUUUAAUCUGAAAAUGAACGAUUAACGCGGAGAACUGUCGAUAUACCGUUUAAUCCCUCCGGAAUUAAUUAUAUAUCGUGCAACAAAGAAAAAGAGAAAGAGAGAGCAACGCGUCUUCUGUGCGGCGAUUAUAUUAUAGUUGUGUAACAGUAAUGCUUCUCUCUUGUUUAGAACUUGCUAUCUCGAAAGGAUUAAAUCGAUAACAUGAUUCCUGCAUGAUGUGCAUGCUUGGAUAUUUGGAAAAGCACAUGAAAUGGAUUUAAAUGCAUAUCAUGCAUCGAAAAUAGCAAACAUGUAUAACAUGAAGUUUUGCACCAGAAGAAGGAGAGAAAUGUACAUCGAAGAAUUAGAUUAUUAUUCAAGUACAAUCUUUUUCUACUUUUUAUACAUACGUGUUACUUAUGACGUUAUCGUAAAGAUGAUAACGAUAUUGCACAAUAUAAUUGAACAAACUGUUGGCUGCACCAAUAUAGCACGAUUCCAGUUACUAUCUUUAUAUAUGUUACUUCUAUUCUUGAAAUAAUGUAUACUCGAUUCUUAUACACGAUAAUGCAAUUUUGUAUAAGGGAGUAUAAAGAAAAUUGCAUAUUUUAAA